This is a messenger RNA of Xyrauchen texanus (razorback sucker), 2458 nucleotides long. Its product is annotated as protocadherin beta-15-like. The record is from RefSeq and is a predicted model, not a curated record. The transcript has 2 exons. The coding region runs from base 50 to 2440 and encodes 796 amino acids. Gene Ontology annotation, cellular component: plasma membrane. NCBI's taxonomy places the organism in Eukaryota, Metazoa, Chordata, Actinopteri, Cypriniformes, Catostomidae. Gene Ontology annotation, molecular function: calcium ion binding. Gene Ontology annotation, biological process: homophilic cell-cell adhesion.
UUAAUUUCUACUUCGUUUCAUUGGCAAAAGCUUCGGUGUUGUUGGCGAGAUGUUUGGCCCUUUGUUCUUCGUGCUUAUGGCGCACAGCGCUUAUGGAGACGUGAGUUAUUCUUUUCCGGAGGAGAUGAAACGCGGAUCUGUGAUUGGAAAUAUAGCGAAGGAUCUCGGGCUCGAUGUGAACAGACUAUCAUCUCGAAAGGCUCGUAUUGAUACUGAAGGUAACAGAAAACGAUAUUGUGAUAUUAAUCUGAAUACUGGAGAACUGAUCGUAGCGGAGAGGAUCGACAGGGAGGAGAUUUGUGGAAAGAAAUCUUCAUGCGUUAUAAAACAGGAGCUCGUGCUGGAAAAUCCUUUAGAGCUGCAUCACUUCAUUCUCAACAUUGAGGAUAAAAAUGAUAAUUUACCAGAGUUCAAACAAAGUACCAUCAAAUUUGAAAUACGGGAAUCAGCAGACAAAGGAUCUCGUUAUUUAUUAGAUGAGGCCCAUGAUGCGGAUAUUGGUGUGAAUUCAGUGCAGUCAUAUACAUUACAAAACAAUGAACACUUUAUCCUGAGUGUCCUUACUGGGUCAAAUGGAAGAAAAUAUGGAGAGCUGGUUCUUAAUAAAGAGUUGGACCGUGAGCAGCAAAAAGAGGUGACUUUAAUUGUCACUGCGGUUGAUGGCGGGACUCCACCGAGAUCAGGUACUGUAGCCAUACACGUCACUGUACUGGAUGCUAAUGAUAAUGCUCCAGUCUUUAGUCAGGCCGUCUAUAAAGUCAGUCUGCCUGAAAAUUCUCCUGUAGAUACUGUAGUGGUUACUGUGAGCGCUACUGAUGCUGACGAGGGACAAAAUGGAGAAGUGACAUAUGAAUUUGGGCAUUUAUCAGAAAAGUUGCUUAAAUUAUUUUUCCUUAGUGCGAAGUCUGGUGAAAUUAAAGUAAAAGGGCUCAUUGAUUUUGAGGAGGAGAGUUCAAUCGAACUGCCAAUUCAAGCUAAAGAUGGUCAAGGGCUAGCAGGUCGGUCCACUGUUUUAAUUGAUGUUGUUGAUGUCAAUGAUAACGCCCCUAUAAUAAUACAGAAAUCACUUAAUAGUCCAAUUUCCGAGAACGCGUCACCCGGUACAGAGGUUGGCAUCAUUAAUGUGCAGGACAGAGACUCUGAGAAUAACGGACAGGUGCGCUGCUCCAUUCAGCAAAACGUCCCAUUUAAACUCGUCCCUUCAAUCAAAAAUUACUAUUCUCUGGUGACCACAGGUGAAUUAGACCGCGAGCUGGUGUCUGAUUAUAACAUCACAAUUACUGCUACUGAUGAGGGCUCUCCACCUUUAUCUUCCACUAAGAAUAUUCACUUCACUGUAGCGGACGUGAAUGAUAACCCACCUGUAUUUGAGGAGCAGAAUUACAGAGCUAAUGUGCAAGAAAAUAACAAACCGGGCUCCUCUAUUUGUUCAGUAUCAGCUACAGACCCGGACUGGAGACAGAAUGGCACUGUAGUUUAUUCUCUGUUGCCCUCUGAUGUUAAUGGCGCACCGGUGUCCUCCUUUUUAUCCAUUAACGGAGAUACCGGGGUCCUUCAUGCCGUGAGGUCGUUUGAUUACGAGCAGAUGAGAAGUUUCAAAGUGCUCGUGUUAGCCAGAGACAACGGGUCUCCUCCUCUGAGCAGUAACGUGACCGUGAGUGUCUUCAUAACGGAUGAGAAUGACAACUCCCCUCAGAUAUUAUACCCCUCUCCGGAAGGGAACUCCUUGAUGACCGAGAUGGUCCCCAAAGCUGCGCAGGCGGGCUCCCUGGUCUCCAAGGUGAUCGCUGUGGACGCGGAUUCUGGACAGAACGCGUGGCUCUCGUAUCACAUUAUUAAAGCGACUGAUCCGGGACUUUUCACUAUCGGUGUCCACAGCGGAGAGAUCAGGACGCAGCGGGACAUUUCUGAAUCUGACAGCAUGAAACAGAACCUGAUUGUCUCCGUGAGAGAUAACGGACAGUCCUCUCUCUCAGCCACGUGCGCAUUGUAUUUACUGAUAUCAGAUAACUUGGCUGAAGUUCCUGAACUGAAAGACAUGUCUCAUGACGAGAGCAGCUCCAAACUGACGUUUUAUUUGAUCAUCGCGCUGGUGUCCGUUUCCACUUUCUUCCUCACCUUCAUCAUCAUCAUCCUGGCCGUGAGGUUUUGUCGCAGGAGAAAGCCCAGACUGUUGUUUGAUGGAGCUGUAGCCAUUCCCAGCGCGUAUCUCCCUCCAAAUUACGCAGACGUGGAGGGCGCGGGAACUCUCCGCAGCACUUACAAUUAUGACGCAUAUCUGACCACGGGCUCGCGCACUAGUGACUUCAAGUUCAUCAGAUCUUAUAAUGAGGGCACGCUGACCUCUGACCUGACUCUGAAAAAGACUCCGUCUGUUGAGAAUGUAUUGGAGGGUCUUGGCAGUGAAGCUGAAAAUAUUUCUCAGGUAUUACAUUUUUAAUUCAUGGCUUAACAACUG